Nezara viridula (southern green stink bug) is the source of this 1308-nucleotide messenger RNA. NCBI's taxonomy places the organism in Eukaryota, Metazoa, Arthropoda, Insecta, Hemiptera, Pentatomidae. The record is from the annotation of a GenBank genome assembly.
CAAACCUUCAGGAUGGUCGAAGAUGUCAUAAACAUCUUUCGGGAAUACUUGAAAAUCCGGUCUGUCCAUCCCGAUCCAGAUUACGAUGCAUGUGUGGAUUUUGUGAAGAAUAAAGCAGACGAAUAUGGAUUCAAAACACAAAUAUUCCCUCUUGAUGAAAAACGUCCUGUGCUUAUUGUUACUUUGGAAGGUUCAGAACCAAGUCUUCCUUCUAUAUUGCUCAACUCGCACACAGAUGUGGUCCCAGUAUUCGAAGAGCAAUGGAGUUACGAUCCUUUUGGAGCCGAGAUGGACCAGGAAGGAAACAUCUAUGCAAGGGGUUCACAGGAUAUGAAAUGUGUCACCAUUGCCCAAUUGGAGGCUUUGAGGAGGAUUAAAUGUUCUCAGGUCAAGUUAAAGCGGACAGUCCAUAUGACCUUACUUCCAGAUGAAGAAAUUGGGAGUAUUGAGGGUAUGGCAAAAUUCGUACAUACUAAAACGUUUAAGGAUUUAAAUGUUGGUUUUGAUAUUGAUGAAGGGAUCCCCUCUGCAGAUGAAGAAUUCUUGAUAUUCAAUAACGAAAGAUGUAAAUGGGGAAUAUUAAUCCACUGCACUGGUACAACUGGACAUGGCUCACUUCUUCACAAGAAUACAGCAGGAGAAAAAUUAAGGAUUGUAAUUGAUCAUUUCAUGGAUCUCAGAGAAAAAGAGGCAGUCAAAUUUCAAACUGUGCAACAUUUAGGAGAUAUAACAACCGUAAAUUUAACUCAGCUUCAGGGUGGAGUCCAGAAUAAUGUAGUGCCACCAGAAAUUAUUGCUGGAUUUGAUCUAAGGAUAGCAGCAGAUGGUGAUCAUGAUGAAAUGGAAAAGUGGAUAUAUGAUGUUUGUAAAAAAGCAGGAGAAGGAGUAUAUCCAGAAUAUAUUCAAAAAGAUGUAAAAGUCCCUGCAACAAUUUUAAAUAGUAAAAAUCCAUUCUGGACUUCAAUUGAAUCUACAUUGAAAUCACUAGGUGUGAAGUAUAAAGUAUGCAGCCUGUUUGGAGCAACAGAUGCUAGAUUUGCAAGAGGAGUUGGAGUGCCAGCAGUAGGGUUUACAGCUUUUAAUCAUACUCCAGCAAGACUCCAUGAUAAUGAUGAAUGUAUGAAUAAAAAUAUUUUCCUCACGGGGAUUUCAAUUUAUGAACAAUUAAUAAAAACUGUUGCUAAUGUAUAAGAAAGGAGAAAAUUACUGCUGUAUUAACUAAUAAAUCAAAAAUUAUGUUUUUAAUGUAAAAAAGGAGAAUGCAAAGAUUAAUUGAAUGUAUCAAUAUUUAAGUAAUACAUGUCUUCA